AUGUCAGACGGACGGGCCCAGAGUCUGAGCGAACCUAUCCCUCCAACCCCUUCAACACUCCUUGCAAAUCGUACCGCAGUCAUCCAGAAGUAUCCACUUCGAAGACCCAUGUCAUGGCGACAUUCCCUCAUUCCUCGACCUCUCCUCCACCGACUUUUUCCACUCCUUUCUCCUUCAUCUAGUGACACACCAUCCGCGUCUUUCUAUCGUCUUUAUCAAUUCUUUGUCAUAGACUGGACGGUCCAGUUCCGCAAUGAGCUCGAAUACUUCUGGACGCGGUCUCAACCUGAUUGGGCGCUUUCAGCCCUCCCUGAUCCAUACCCUAAUAAUAAACCCAAGACAGGCUCCGCCACCGACACAGACGAGGCACUUCAAUACGCUAUCAUGGCUGGACUAUGUUACAUCAUGGAGAAAGCAUACAAUCGCCUUAUUAUGAGAGGACUGCCCCGCGACGCGCCUCCUGUCGUGGAUGACUUCGAGGAGCUCCAGGCACGCCCCAAGCACCCCGAAAAUGUCCCAGCAUGGGCAGAAGCGGUCGUUCCGCUUGGUGAGGUGAUGGAUGUCCCUGACUCGGAGGGGAAUGUGCCUACGGAUGAGGAUGUUGAUGAGGAUUUCCUGCGCUUUGGAGUCCGGGUGGCGACGCCUCACUGGGUUUUUGUUUGA
Molecule: messenger RNA, 663 nt
Organism: Suillus subalutaceus
Lineage: Eukaryota; Fungi; Basidiomycota; Agaricomycetes; Boletales; Suillaceae
Exons: 2
Coding region: 1-663 (220 amino acids)
Source: RefSeq, a predicted model, not a curated record